Messenger RNA from Syzygium oleosum, 1034 nucleotides. Its product is annotated as 1-aminocyclopropane-1-carboxylate oxidase 1. The transcript has 3 exons. The record is from RefSeq and is a predicted model, not a curated record. Lineage: Eukaryota; Viridiplantae; Streptophyta; Magnoliopsida; Myrtales; Myrtaceae. Bases 19 to 936 code for a protein of 305 amino acids.
AACACAGAAAGGAAGGAGAUGGAGGUCCCUGUAAUAGACUUCAGCCAGCUUGAUGGAGAGAACAGGAGCAAGACUAUGGCACUACUUCACGACGCUUGCGAGAAAUUUGGCUUCUUUAAGAUUGAGAACCAUGGAGUAGACAAAGAGUUGACAGAGAAGGUGAAGCAUUUUGUCAAUUCACACUAUGAGCAAAAUUUGAAGGAAACUUUCUAUGAUUCAGAAGUAGCUAAAAGAUUGGAAAAUGGACAUACUACAGACAUAGACUGGGAGAGCAGCUUCUUCAUCUCACAUCGUCCAAAAUCCAACAUCAAUGUAUUUCCAAACCUUUCUGAAGAUCUUUGCAAGGCAAUGGAUGACUACAUAGAUCAACUAAUCGUGCUAGCCGAGAAGCUCUCAGAGUUCAUGUGUGAGAAUCUUGGCUUGGAUAAAGAUCACAUAAAGAAAGUUUUUUCCGGAGAAAAAGGUCCUUCUGUGGGGACAAAGGUGGCGAAAUACCCACAAUGCCCCCAUCCUGAACGUGUAAGGGGACUCAGAGAGCACACUGAUGCCGGUGGGAUCAUACUCUUGCUCCAAGAUGACCAAGUCCCAGGACUUGAAUUCUUCAAAGAAGGAAACUGGAUACAGAUUCCACCAUCUAAGAACAAUGCCAUCUUUGUGAAUACAGGUGAUCAACUAGAGGUUUUGAGUAAUGGAAGGUACAAAAGUGCAUUGCACAGGGUCAUGACCGAGAAAAAUGGAAGCAGACUCUCCAUUGCAACCUUCUAUAAUCCUGCUACUGAUGCCAUCAUAUCUCCAGCUCCAAAACUACUAUACCCCAAUCAUUUUAGUUUUGGAGAUUAUCUAAAACUUUACUCCACGACAAAGUUUCUAGACAAGGAGCCCCGAUUUGAGUCAUUAAAGAAAAUGACCAAUGGCCCUUGUGGUCUGCUUGUCUAAAAUGUAUUUCCUACCAGUUUGGGUUUGCUUGUCAAUUCUCAAACCACGUGUGAUGUAAUUCCACGAAGACUAGCAUAUAAAAUUAUCCUUUGUCGACU